Molecule: messenger RNA, 1495 nt
Organism: Trichoplusia ni (cabbage looper)
Lineage: Eukaryota; Metazoa; Arthropoda; Insecta; Lepidoptera; Noctuidae
Gene: U3-55K
Product: U3 small nucleolar RNA-interacting protein 2
Exons: 1
Coding region: 120-1469 (449 amino acids)
Cellular component (GO): small-subunit processome
Molecular function (GO): protein binding; snoRNA binding
Source: RefSeq, a predicted model, not a curated record
AUGAGGACUGUCAAACUGAUGUCAAAGUUAAACUUGACAAAUUUACCAACGUGCAAUCACAUGCCUUUCAGGCUUUAUUUUUGAGUUUUUGUAUUAAAGAUACUGUGUAAAAUUAAGAAAUGUCGUCUUCCUUUUUCCUAAAAGGUAAAUCAAGGCAAGUUCAGAAGAGAAAAGGUGAAAAAGUUAAGAAAAAGAACCCUAAAAAGCAGAACGCACCUAACCUAGAAAAUGGUCAGGAGUCUUCGGAUAGUGAAUUAGAUUUACGUAAGUUUUCUGACGCCGAAGAGUCGGAAAGUGAUCACGAAACCGCAGAAGAAAAAAAACUGCGUUUAGCUAAGAAGUACUUAGAAGAAAUAGAAAAAGAGGAAGCGAAGCGCGCUGAACUUAAGGAAGUAGAUGAUGCGGUUGAAAACCGAUUAAAAAAGGACUAUUUAGAACAAAAAGGCAAGCUUAAGUUUGAAAUCGCUGAUAAAUAUAUUGUGCCUAACGAAAAUGACAUCAGAUUAAUUCGUGCGAAGGAACAUCGUUUAACAUUAACAUGCAUAUGUAUCAGCAGUGACAACAAUUACGUAUUUACUGGCAGCAAAUGUGGAACUCUAAUCAAAUGGGGCAUCAAAGAAAAAAGAAAGCUUGGCUGUUUAACCUAUAAAACUCAUUCCAAAUUCAUAAAAGGCAGUGUUACCUCUGUAGCAAUAUCAACUGAUGGUAAAUUUUUAGUUUUAUCUGAUGAGUCACCUUUCAUUAAGAUCUGGGAUCCAGUUACACUCAAACACAUACAUAUAUUGAAAGGUCAUAAAGAUGCUAUCACUGGGCUGGUUUUUAGGAAAAAUACACAUGAAUUAUACUCGGCAAGUAAGGAUAGGUCAGUCAAGUUGUGGUCCUUGGAUGAAAUGGCUUAUGUGGAAACUUUGUUUGGUCAUCAGUCACCUAUCACCUCUAUAGAUGCACUUACUCGAGACAGAGCUAUUACAGCUGGUGGCAGAGACUCCACUGUCAGGAUAUGGAAAAUUGCUGAGGAAUCCCAGUUAAUAUUUAACGGUCCCAUAGGUAGUCUAGAUGAAGUGAAAUUGUUGGAUGAGGAGCACUUUGUUUCAGGCAGUGACAAUGGUUCACUAUGCAUUUGGAGUGUUCUCAAAAAGAAACCUCUUUGUACUGUCACGGAAGCACACGGUACUGAAAAUGAAGUACCAAGAUGGAUAACUAGUUUGGCAACAUUACUGAAUUCUGAUGUUUUUGCAUCAGGUUCCUAUGACUUUAACAUAAGGUUAUGGAGGGUUUGUGACCAAUAUAGGAAAAUAAUACCAAUAUUUAGUGUUGAAGUGAGCGGGUGUGUUAACUCAAUGCAGUUUACAAGUGAUGGCUCACAGUUAUAUGCAGCUGUAGGCCAGGAACACAAGACUGGCAGAUGGUUUAAAUUUGGUAGUGCCAAAAAUGGACUAUUAGUCGUUAAUUUUAGUUUUAAGUUAUAAUAUACAACAGUAAAUUUGUCAUACUA